This is a messenger RNA of Ylistrum balloti, 7376 nucleotides long. RefSeq lists its product as uncharacterized. The transcript has 5 exons. Lineage: Eukaryota; Metazoa; Mollusca; Bivalvia; Pectinida; Pectinidae. Bases 152 to 4084 code for a protein of 1310 amino acids. The record is from RefSeq and is a predicted model, not a curated record.
UGAAACGAUGACAUAAAAUGGAUAAAUAUCCCGAAAGCAUAAUUGGUGCUAACGAGACAUUAUUGCAUUUAGCUCAUAUUGGAAGGUUGGAAUUACAAUAUGGAACAAAAAAAUGAAGAACUGUUGAUGAGAGAGAUAAAUCACAGAGAAGAUGGCGCAGACUGACCAAGAAAUAUAUCUUGAUGAAAAUGACAUACUCCAGUCUGAAAUUGACGGGUCAGGUAACCUUGUGUUCUAUGUGAUGCCAGAUAAGACUGGCCAACAAGGCGUUACGGAUCUGGUGUAUGAUAUACCUGUAGUUGACAAGCAUGGACCAUGUUAUCAGGUGGGCGCUAAUACUAUCCUUGACACAGACUCCCAACUGAUUGCUAAACCGAGUGCCAGUGUCUCACUAGAUGCAAAAGGUACAGUUUACCAGUAUACUGUGCCAAUGACUUCUGCAGAGAACUACCAGUUACACUUAGAACAAGGGGCAAAAUACUCAAAUACUGACAAAGUAGUUGUUGAGAGAGUGAAUUCGGUGGAACAAUUUCCUGCUUAUAACUUGCCUUCUGGGAUUUCUGCUAAUAUGUUAGACCACAGCACUACUGCAGACAUUAUUCUAGCUUCUGCUGAGGAGCCUGACCACAGUGAUGCAUCUACCUUACAAGUCCAGACCUAUUCAUCCCAGGAUUAUGGGACUUUGAUGUCGAUGCCAUUUGUUCCAACAAAUGGGUCUACUGAUAACCAGACCUUGCAGAUUCCAACUGGUAUGGAAGAUACACAGAUACUGAGCAAUUUUAAUGCGGAAACCUUGGAAAGUUUGCAGUCAUUACUAGGCGUGGAUGUAGACACAACUAGUACAACCACCACAGAGGAGCUGAUUGGUUCAGCCUUUGAUCCUGAAACCACAACCAUAAGUCAUGUCAACAACAACAACGCUCUCCCAACAAAUGUAGAUAAUCCUGUAACUGCAAAGCUAACACAGCGAAAAACUUCAUGUCAUGAAAGCCAGGGGGAUAUCCGAAGAUCAAAACGACUUAUAGGAAAGACCGUAAAAUAUGAUCAGCUUGUAAAUGCUGCAUUUGCUGAAUUACAAGCUGAGAAGGCAAAGACAAAAAGAGAACAACAAACAGAAAAAAAAGUAGCACACAAGACUCCACAAGUAGAUGUCAAUGAGGUCUUCAUGAAUCAGAAAGAGGUCAAUAUGUUGAAGAAAAGUGUGAGUAGCUUUAGCCCUGACUUCUCAUCAUAUCCACAAGGAUGUAAAUGUAAAGAUCUAGCUAAAGGGACAGACAUUCCUAUUGAACAAAUCUGGCUUCACAAGAACCAGAUGUACUAUCUGCCUCAGAUUAACAUUUUGGUGAUCAGCUAUGAGGAAUUUGUUGGCUUCCGUCGUAAAGACAAAUGGUAUGUUAGUGUAGGGGAGAUAACACAGAGACUAAUACCUAACUUUCGUAACGAGGUAGAGUCGUAUCUCGUAAAAAAUGUGUGUGAUAAACAGUUUCUUUCUCUUGAGGAGAUUGAAUACCUAAAACAGAGAAAGUGUGUCAACCAGAACAUGAAAUCUGGUAUUAUGAUAUCUUUAGACACCCUCAGGGUAAUGUGCAAAUAUUUAGCCAGUAGCAAAGCUUUCAUUCAGGCACCAACAACAGGAUUGUCUAAUGCAGCUCAUGGAAGUAUCUAUAGAAAGGUAUUAGAAAAAAACACAAGAUGUUCAAAAUGUGGUGGAGCAGUGAAGAACAUUGCAGCCAUGGAUAGAUACAUACUUGUGGAUUCUUCUAAAGAAUUGCAAUACAGCAGUAGAAUUGAACAGAAGUCCAUUUAUAUUGGUGAGGUUAACAUUGGAAACCUACCCUUUCAGUCAUUUAAACAAGAUGAGUUGACUUAUAUUUCUCUGAAGGAAAUUGUUGAGUGUCAGAUGUUUAAUCUCCAAGUACUUCAGUCGAGACUUGUUCAGCUUCAAUACCGACCUCGACCAGCCCCCACUGCUGUGGAUGAUCACUUUUUCAAUGUAUGUGUGGAUGUUAAUCAGACAUUGUGGAUUGACCUGAUGACCUUGCGCUGUGUAUGUAGCAUGAGUCGAUUACGCUCCCCCACAUCACAAGUGGAAGUGUUGCAACAAAUGAUUUCCAGGGGCCAGUACACAUGUAUCUUUAAAACUGAGAUCAUUGCUGUUGAUGACUAUGACUCUACCAAUAAUGAAACUGUGUACACGUUGGAUCCCUACACUUUCAAGAUCACAACAAAACAUAAUUAUAACCAGUCUAUCAACUCCAAUGCUAGUCGUAAACUUCAACGGUCAACAUCUACUGAGGAUGAGAAAAGAAAGGAAGUGACUAAAGCAGAUUUGAAAAGUGAUCUUUCCUCUUUGAAACAUAAAAUGAGGUCUUGUAAAGUGACUUUAGAACGUUCUCCUGAGAAAGGUGUUGUGAAAGCAUUGUCCCUCAAACCAGGUGUGUACUACUUUUCUGACAAGAAUAGUAUUGUAGACUUUCUGAAAGGUAAGACAAUGAAUAAUUCUGUUGAAGAAAACAUGGACUGUGAAGAAAAGUCUGAUUUACCAUCACUCUCAAAACCAGUUCAGUUUCGAGUGAAGCCUUGCCCAAAUAACACACCACACCUAAUGACUGGUGGUGUUCACACCUAUUCAAGCAACACUUCAAAGAACAGUAAAACAAGUGUAGCUUCUAAAAGAGGCUAUAAAAAGAAGUUUCAGGACAUUGAAAUGGACACAAACUCCAACAAUUCAGGGGCAUUGAGGCAGAGCUUUCAUGAAGAUGUUGCAUAUCAUGAGGUUAAUAGUAGAAAGGAAAAUGAUGUUUCAAGUUCAGUUCCAUUCUACCAAGACAUUGAAACAGAACAUCUUGCAUCAACACAACAUUAUCAUGAUACGCAUGAAAACUAUGCAUCUGUAUCUAACUUGUCAUCUGACCAUCCUCAUGUUCAUGGCCAAGUGGAUAGUCCAGAAGUGCAGGACAAAAAUGUGGACAGCACUGCAGCUAAUAAUGCAGAGGAAGAGUUAGAAUAUUCAAACAGUAAUAGUGGAAGUGGUAGUUUGACAACUUGCUCUAACUCUGUAAGCCCUAGAGAGAUGGACAUACAGAGUACAGAAACCCAAAAUAAUUAUGUGGAAUUUCUCGGCAGAAAGGAGGUCCUUGAUGACAACUGCGACUACUAUAGUGACAAUGAUUCUGGAGAAAUGGAGGAAAACAUAACAAAUUCAAACACAUGUGGUAAAUCUGACAAUUACCAACAUUCUGUCAAAAUGAUGUCAGAAGAAAGUAAGCUCUUCUCUCCUGUUCCAUCAAAUAAUGAGCUGAACUUGCCUACAUCAAAGUCACAUUUUUCACCGAAAGGAUUGCAAAGGACUCUUAGCAAAGGAGAAGAUUGUUCAUCAGUUUCAGAGUCCUCAGAUUUGCAUGCACAAAUAUCUUUUCCAUUCUGUACUGGGGAUUCUACAACAACUAAGACAAAACCAGCACAAACUGAGGCACAGUGUAAUAAGUUUUCGUCACCAUUUAAAUCUGACAAAUGUGACAUUUUAGAGACACCAGAUGAGAUUAGCAGAGUGGGUUUAAUGUCACCAGGAUAUGGAGGAAUCUUUUCUACACCAUGUGUUUCUCCAAUUCUUGAUAGAAAAUUAAAUGAAAAGGGAAGCACAAAAAAAAUGGAAAGCUUAUAUUACAAGUGUGCUUCAUUGGACACCUCUUUAGAUGCAGACAAAUCUUUACAUAUGUUAGCUACUAUUGCAACGGAUCUGGAAACUCUGGAUAAAACAUCUUCACAAUCAAAUGUAUCUGACAGGAAGGAUCCAUGUGUAUUAGAAACAGAGGUUGGAUGUGAGGAUGAUGAGGACAAACCUGUUGGUACUGAAUCGGCAAGGAAAAAAGAUAGUAUUAUGUUCUUUCUCCAACAGCUGUUGGAUGAUGUUGAGAUUGAAAGAAACUUGCCUUCUGGAAAACAAAUUCGAGUGAAGUUUAAGAAAAACGCUAAAACUCGCUACCCUGCACUUUGGAAGGAGGCCGGACAGAUGAGACUGAAGAAGAUAGUCAAACUUUUGGCUCUAAGUGCCCCUUUCAGUCCUAGGGAAGAACCAGUAUAAUACUUUAGGCUGGACCAGGAUGUUCAAGUUGGUUGGAGUCCUGCAGACUUUCUUGCGCCAAAUGAUGCAAUUAAUGAUUAUUUAUUUUGAUUCCUCACUGACAACAUUCCUAAAUAUUUGCCUUCUUAAGUUGUUUAUGUUUUCAGAAAUACAUCAUUUUAACUUCCAGGAAAUAUAUUAGAUAUUAGGUUUCCAUGAUAAAAAAAUAUAUGUUACUGAAUCAGUAGAAAAUGGGCUUUUAAAUUUUGAGAAUUCAUGGAAAUUAAUUGCUUUACAUAAGAAGCUCAGAGAUUUGAUGUUAUACCCAGAUUUUCAUCAUUCUUCUUCUGCUUUGUGCUAUGAAGUUUUCUGACACUUUUUCUCUCAAACUGCAAGUUGGAUCUUUACCAAAAUUCAAGGGAUUAAUACAUAGGAAAGCAAGUUCCAAUUUCUGACUUGGCAAAAUAGUCAUCAUUUCCAGGCUGCUGAUUUUUCACCUGUAACUUUUGUUCUAUUUGGCACAUCAAAAUGAGAAUUGAUGGAAAGUAUAACUGGAGCACACUCUCAGAGAGUGUAUAAAAAAUAGAAACGUUGUCACCAAAAUAGCUGCCAAAUGGAGCAAAUAGAGGCUUCUAAUAGAGAGAAAUUAUGAUGUUUACUGAUUUUUAGCUCACCUAGUUCGAACAACUGAUGAGCUCAUGCUCUACCAUGGCCAUCAGGCAUCCAUCAACUUUCUAAGGAAAAUCUCUUGUAUUCAUGAACGAUUAAACAGAUUUUGACCAAAUUUGGUCUGAUGCAUCCUUUGGGGAAGAUGAACCAAAUUUUUAUUAGAAUUGGCCCAGGGUAUUAGGAGCAGGACCCAAAAAAGGAAAUUUUGUAAGUUCUUCAGUAGGAAUGAAUGGAUACUGCACAAAUUUAGUCUGAAGCACUCUUGGUUUCUUUAAAAUCCUAUUUCUCCUAUAGGAAAUUAUGGAUAUUUCAUUAAUUUUGUCUGAAGCAUUCUUAGGUGAAGGGAAUUCAAUGAAGUAUAGACGGUAGGUCUAAGCUACUUCGGAAAAUCCUACUUCUAUGGAUAUUGCCGUAAUAUGUUUGAAAGCAUUCAUCAUGGGUGAAGGGGGAUCAGUCGUGUAUAAAUGUUAGGCCUUGGCUCCCUCCAUAGAAAAGGUCAGGGUUCAAUAGGGUAGAUAGUUGAAAUAUCUAAAAUCCUAUUCCUCCUGUAGGAAUAAAUGGUUAUUGUCCAAAUUUGGUCUGAAGCAUUCAUGAGUGAAGGAAAAUCAAUCAAUUAAAGACGAAAGAUCUCAGCCCGCAAGAGUGGAAGGGCAGGGCCCAAUAGGGGAAAUAAAGUAAAUUCUUAAAAACCCUACUCCUCCUAGCAGGAAUUAAUGGGUAUUGCCCAAAUUUGGUCUGAAUCAUUCAGCAUUGGUGAAGGGGAAGCAUUCAUGUUAUAUAUAUUAAAAAAUGCAAACCACUUUGGGAGGAGAGACCUGGCCAAAUGGGGAUUUAGAUACAAGUGUCUGAAAUCUUUUUCUUUUAGUUUAAGUUUAUCAAUAACAGCAAACUGAACCAUGGUAGCGAUACAGGCCCUAUGGGCCUCUUGCUUUAUGUGUACCUAAGAGUUCUCUGCUAGUGUGAUGUUUAUGGAUUAAAUUUUUUUGUAAGUGUAUGCUAGAGUUCUGCAGACCUUCUUUGCCUAAUGUUGAAGCACUUUUAUUGGCAUAUAUGACAGAAGGGGUAGUUUGGUGGACUUAUAUAGAGGGCCCUGUUACAAUUGAUACUUGUUUACUGUGAAAUGUUGGCAGUGAAAAGGUUUUUUUGAAAUAUUUGUCAAUAUUUACAAUAUAUCAAAUACAGUAUAUUCAACUUCAGUGAAAAUCCAUCUCUUAUGGAACAUGACCUAUCAAAUGUUUGAUAAAGAUUGACGAAAGACAAUCCUAAUAAUAUUCUUUUAAGACAAAAAUUUCAACUUUUCUGAAUAAAUAUAUCACUUCUGACUGAAAUUUAUUGUUUGCAUUUUGUCAUUAGAAUACAAUAAAAAUGAUUUAUGUUACGUUGUACAACAGGAUGAGAAUAUUAAUUUUUCGGUAUGGGACAGAAAUUGAAGAUACAUUUUGUAUGGGCCAGAAAUUCACUGUUGUGUGGGGUGGGUCAGAAAUUCAAUAUUUUGUGGUAUGGGAUGGAAAUUGAAGAAAUGUGUUUUGUAAAGGACAGAAAUGCUGUGUUGUGUGGUGUGGGUCAGAAAUUCAAUAUUGUGGUAUGGGAUGGAAAUUGAAGAAAUGCUGUGUUGUGUGGGGUGGGUCAGUCAAUGUUUUGGGGUAUGGGAUGGAAAUUUAAAGUUUUGUGGCUGUAUCACUGUCAAUUCUUGAUAUGUUGUAUGACAUUAACUUUUAUUUUGAGUAAUGAAAUGUGGGAACAUUAAACCAAAAUGAUUAUUUUUGAGAAAAAGAAAACUCGAAGUUCUGGAUGUCCAAACAUUUUAUUAAUUUUCUGGUUCUUGUGAUUGUUUCUGUUUUACAUUUAUCUUUUUAAAAACAGUUAUAUUGAAAAACAUAUAUUAUUCACACCCUGGAAAGUUAUCCUUGUAUAACCAUGUACAAUUUUGAACUUUUAUUUUGUAAUGAAUAGCUAGGAGCUAUUGUACUGAUAAUAUUGGUAAUGAUUUUGUGCAAUUCAUUCUUGAUUGCAUUUGGAGCUCUCAUUUGAUCUAAAGUUAUAACUAGCAUUUAGUAUAAAAUCUCCAUCUACAUUUAGAAUUGUACAGUGUAUAUGUAUCCUAUUUACUUAUGUUAAGUGAUAUUUCCCAUGAAUGGAUAAGCAUUUAUAUUACUCUAUUGUUUGUUACGGGUUUCAGGCAUUACAAACUAUUUGAAUCAAGAGUAAAACUGGUUUUUUGUGUGUGGUAAUAAACGUGAACAAUUUUUCAGGAAUUUAAUAAAACAUAACUGGACAAAAAACAUAUAUCAAAAAUAUUUUUAUUGGGUUCGGUUUAAAAGAAAUAAAUCUGUUUUAAGAUGUUAGAAAUCCAAAAUCUGGGAGUGAAAAAUAUAGAUGACCUACUUGUUUAUUGUGUAUGAAAGUGUUGUAAUUAAACAGCUCUGUUGUACUAGUCAAUGGUACGAAAUAGUUCAUCCUAUUAAGAUAAAAUAUGCACACUGUGCUUUGCAAUAUUUUCGUAUUUUAUGUUUGAUAUUAUGUUUUACUUAAUUAAAUCAAUUUGUUAUUACAAACUCGUUAAUAUUUGCAUUUUGCCAAGCUUAUUAAAAGAAAAGAAAAAUACCCAGAAUUAAAUGGGUUUUUUUUCUGUAGUUAUUUGCUA